Messenger RNA from Trichomycterus rosablanca, 2786 nucleotides. RefSeq names its product major facilitator superfamily domain containing 6b (gene mfsd6b). Gene Ontology annotation, cellular component: plasma membrane. The record is from RefSeq and is a predicted model, not a curated record. The coding region runs from base 187 to 2457 and encodes 756 amino acids. The transcript is spliced from 7 exons. Gene Ontology annotation, biological process: antigen processing and presentation of exogenous peptide antigen via MHC class I. Lineage: Eukaryota; Metazoa; Chordata; Actinopteri; Siluriformes; Trichomycteridae.
UUGAUUCACCAGUACAGUUCUGUUCUGCUCCCAGUUUAUAGAUGAGGUACCGGUACUGGGUCAGGUCCAUGUUCUGCUCUACACUGUCCACACGCACUGGGACCAGUGAUGGACAAACUGGUUUAUUAUCCUGCGGACCAGAAGAGCUAGUGCUUGUUCAAAACCAACUACAAUAGAAUUGCUGUGAUGGCGAGCGAUCGCAUGGCAAUUCUGACCGAUGAUGAGGAGGAUCAGAAAAGGAGGUACGUCCUGGCGGAGCCAUUUAACACCCUGUCUCUGGGGCAGACCGAAAGCGGCCCGCCGCCCAGUCAAACGCCGACACAUCCGUCCACCGACGCACCGCCGCCGAGUCCGGCCUCGCCCGCUCCGGACUGCCUGCAGGGACUCUGCUCGAGAAUCGAUAAGCGCCUGCUGGUCUCCAAGAUCUUCUACUUCUCCUUCUACUCGGCGUUCGGCUCCUUGUACCCGCUCCUGGCCGUCUACUUCAAGCAGUUGGGCAUGGUGCCCAGCCAGGGCGGCCUCGUCCUGGGGAUCCGCUACUUCGUGGAGUUCUGCAGCGCACCGUUUUGGGGCGUGGUGGCCGACCGGUUCAAUAAGGGCAAGGUGGUGCUGCUGUUCUCCGUCUUCUGCUGGGUGGCGUUCACCUGCGGGAUCGGCUUCGUGAAGCCGGCGGACAUGACGUGUGUGGCGCAGGGUUCGGGGUCGGAUCCCCAAACGAACGCGAGUGCAAAUCACACCAGAUUUAGAAGGUUCUUAUCUGGUGAGAUGUUCGGCCCGUCUGUGGGUUCGUAUGAACGUCUCGGUCGCGGUGCUAGGUCUUUAAGUAGCGAUAACGGAAGUGAAAGCUUGGCAUCACUCACCACCAUGUUAGCGUCCGAAAAAAAUAUCGUAACCUACGAUAAAGACCAGGUACGUAUGAUUUUCCUGAUUAUCCUCCUGGUCAUCCUAUGUGGCGAGUUCUUCAGCGCUCCGACGAUGACCAUCGUGGACACGGUGACCCUGAAGUACCUCGGGAAUCAGCGCGACCGCUACGGACUCCAAAGGAUGUGGGGCUCCCUAGGCUGGGGUAUAACCAUGUUAUUAGUGGGCAUCUGGAUCGACCACACGCACAUCACCCCGAUAAUCAAGGGGUCAGGGUGCACCCCGCCGGACUUUAAGAACUACCAGAUCGCCUUUAUCGUUUUCGGCGUCCUCAUGACCGUGACUCUUAUCGUCGCCACGCAGUUCAGCUUCGAGCCCCGGCCCGCGCCCGAGCCCGAGCCCGGGGAGCAGGGCAAGGAGGUCGAGAUCCCUCACGUGGUUCAAAAUGUGUCCGAGUCCAGCACGGAGGAGGUCCCGGUGCGUCCCACCUCGGACAGCCGGCAGCCUUCUUCCUACAGUGACCUGAUCAAGCUGCUGUGCGGGAUUCGUUACGGCUCGGUGCUCUUCGUGGCCUGGGCCAUGGGAUUCGGGUACGGCUUCGUCUUCACCUUUCUCUACUGGCACCUGGAGGACCUGAAGGGGACCACCACGCUGUUCGGGGUGUGUUCGGUGCUCAGCCACAUCUCCGAGCUCGCCACCUACUUUGUCUGCCACAAGUUCAUCGAGCUGGUCGGACACGUCAGAGUGCUGUAUAUCGGGCUGGCCUGCAACACCGCUCGCUACCUCUACAUCUCCUACAUAGAGAACGCUUGGCUUGUUCUGCCCAUGGAGCUCCUUCAAGGUCUCACGCAUGCGUCCGUCUGGGCGGCGUGCAUCUCGUACGUGAGCGCGGCGGUUCCUCCGGCUCUGAAGACGUCGGCGCAGGGGAUCCUGCACGGACUUCAUCUGGGACUGGGCCGGGGCUGUGGCGCCAUGAUCGGAGGAGUCUUCGUCAACAUCUUCGGGGCGGCUGAAACCUUCAGGGGUUUAGGGAUGGCCUUCCUCGUCAUCUUGCUGGUCUUUGCCCUCAUCCAGAGUUUCAUCUGCCAGAAUGACUCUAAACGAGACACGACGCUGGCCGAGAACGUCACGGUGCCGUCUGGUCCGGUGCCCGUCGUCUCGGUACAGAGCCAGACACAAUCUGAGGUAAGGUCUGAGAGUGUAGCUCCUGCCAAGAAGACCAAACAUCAGGAAGAACAGGAGGAUGUGAGCAAACCGGCCUGGGUGGCGUCCACUUCCCCCUGGGUCUCCAUCACGCUCGCGCUCUGCCAGAUUAAAGAAAUGAUCAGUUCUGCUAGGAGCAACUUUUCUACAGGACCACAGACGAGCGCUCAGCAGGCAUCCGAAGCGCCACCCGCUGGAGACCUUCCAUCUCCGUCAACUGAAUCCUCCGGCGCACCAGGGGCAGCCGCACCACCCGAUCAUCCGGAUCGGACCGUUUCGCAUCAGACCGUCUCGCAUCGAACAGACUUAGCAGGUUCGACAGAAGAUCCAAUCCAAUCUACAGACUCCGCACCGGACCAACAACCCCAAGCUUCCCAAACGACUGACCGGUGACCUACGGAUCUGUACGUCUGCUGUGAGAACUGAAUGUAGAAUCUAAACACCGAGUACUGUAACGAAUGAAGACAUGAUAUUGGGUGUUAUGUAUAUAUAAAUAUGUAUAUAAAAUAAUGUUAUAGAUUGGUGGAGACUCCUUGAACAUGCUUUGCACUGCCAGUGUUUGUAGCCAUGAUCAACGUACUGUAAACUUCUACAAUCAAGGUCUGAAAGCUGGAACAAAGUCACACCCAGUUGUGUUUGCUCUCACUCGGCACACACCGACCCAGCGUGUUCCACUGAGCAGAGAAGAAACUCUAUUUAAUAAAGAUUCACUAAAACUCCCA